Molecule: messenger RNA, 581 nt
Organism: Monodelphis domestica (gray short-tailed opossum)
Lineage: Eukaryota; Metazoa; Chordata; Mammalia; Didelphimorphia; Didelphidae
Source: RefSeq, a predicted model, not a curated record
UGCAUUUUAAGAGCAUUAUUUGAGAUGUCUAUAGAUUUCAAUGUGACACACCAAAAAAAAAAGGGGGGGGUUAAGAACUUUAUUUUAGAAGAAUUAGGGAGAUUUGAAUGCUAAUAACAAUAAUACCUGGGUAGAAACUGUGUAGCUGCCGCUGGGAUAGGAGCUGGAUCUGGCUCUGAGGGAGAAUUGUAGCAAUGGCAGAUGAGAUUAGCAAAGCACAGACUGCCCAGCCUGGCGGAGACACCAUCUUCGGGAAGAUAAUUCACAAGGAAAUCCCAGCCAAAAUAAUUUUUGAGGAUGACCAGUGUCUUGCUUUCCAUGACGUUUGCCCACAAGCCCCAACUCAUUUCCUGGUGAUACCUAAGAGACCUGUUACCCAGAUAUCUGUAGCAGAAGAUGAUGAUGAAAAUCUUGGACACUUAAUGAUUGUUGGGAAGACAUGUGCAGCUGACUUGGGACUGAAGAAAGGAUACCAGAUAGUGAUUAAUAAAGGUCCUGAUGGGGGGCAAUCUGUCUAUCAGAUCCAUCUGCAUAUCCUUGUUGGACGUCAAAUGAAAUGACCUCCUGGAUAAAUUGUUGGA